GGAGUGUGAUGCUUAGUGUUAGCCAUGUGUCUCCUUUCCCCCCUCCCAUCUAUUCCAUUCCCCAGACUCCAAAUGAGGGAGGUAGUAAAAUAAGAAGUGACAUCCACAAUACAGAGAGCCAGGGGGAGAAGGGGAGGGGUGUGCGGCCCAUUCAGUGGUGCUGACCUCCGGUGUACCGAGCGAGCCGCUAUGGCGCUUAUCCCCUGCCAGGUGUUGCGGGCUGCCAUCCUCCUCUCCUACCUGUCCGUGCUGUGCCACUACAAGGCCGUAGAGAUGCCUGCACACCAGACCUAUGGGGGCAGCUGGAAAUUUCUCACCUUCAUUGACCUGGUAAUCCAAGCUGUCUUCUUUGGAAUUUGUGUUCUCUCUGACCUGUCCUAUCUGCUAACCAAGGGCAGUGACAGCCUGGAACAGGAGCGACAACUGAAAAAACUCAGGUUUCUUCGAGAUUGGAUGUUGGCUGUACUAGCCUUCCCUGUUGGUGUUUUUGUGGUAACGAUGUUCUGGACCCUAUAUAUUUAUGACAGGGAACUGGUAUAUCCAAAGCUGCUGGAUAAUUUCAUACCACCCUGGCUAAAUCAUGGAAUGCAUACAACAGUGCUGCCUUUCAUAUUAAUUGAGAUGAGAACAGCUCAUCACCAGUAUCCAAGCAGAAGUUGUGGCCUUGCAACAGUCAGCUGCUUCGCAAUUUCCUAUAUUUUAUGGAUGUGCUGGGUUCAUCAUGUGACAGGCAUAUGGGUGUACCCGCUUCUGGAACACAUCAGUUCUGUAGCCAAAAUCUUCUUCUUCUUUAUAGUCACUGUUAUCAUUAACGUUUAUUAUAUUCUUGGAGAAAAGUUAAACAGCUAUAUUUGGGACCUGGAAAAAUCUAUUGAAGCAGGAGAGAAACAGAAGACUGACUAACUUUAAGAUUCAGGCAAAUCAAUCAUUCUGCAGAUACAAGACAGAAGUAUUUGAAUCCAUCCUAUAAUUCUACACCAUCAAAAGGAUGCGGGAACCUGACCUUGUGGACUAUAAAACACACAAAGCUACUAACAGAUUUCAAGACCUGAUACAGUGAGAAUAAGAAGAUUCUGAACUAUGCUCUAAGCUACUCAAAAAUAUCAUAAUAGACAAAUCAGGCUUAAGAGAAUUAGUCGCCAAGAAAAGUGUUUGGAUAUGCAGCGGUUCGAUUAGGCAAAGUUAAAUGUUUUGCCAAGUCUGUCAGUGUCUGGAUUACUGUUACAAUGCAAUACUUAAAGCUGAUCUGUAGCUAUCAAUGUGAAGUUAUUAUUAUUAUUUUUUUUUGGAUGCUUAGUUAUAUUGUAAAAUAUAUUUAUUGCCUGUGAAUUCCAAGGCUUUGUGUUGGAAAUUUUUCCUAUUGCCAGCACACGCAGGGCAACAAAAUCUGUAGCCUCUAUGUGCGGGAGGCCCUGUGAGAACAGCCCCAUCUCUCCACCACAUCACAUUUUCAGACCAAGUUUUGGGAAUUACUAAGUAGAUGGACUGCCAGUAUUACCACUCUGUAACCCGUCAGCUUGGCAUUUUCUCAACAGAAACAGAAACCGGUAAAAAAGGAAAAUAUUUUUAAGGGGUUACGCUAGCCCAGCUGCAUUACCCAUGGUGGACUAAUAUCUGCAGGGUCAACACACAGAGCAGUACUGAAAACUCCCAUAUUCGUACCUAGUGGUAGGUACUGUAAUGUAUUUGUCUGGAAAAUAUAGGAGGCUUCAGUGAUAGAUACCAAAACUGCUGAUUUUCCACAGAUGAUUACUAUGUAAUAAUAAGGAUUAAACAACAUAAAAACAUGUCUAGAUGUGUCUAGCCUAUAAGAGCAGGCACCGCAACGUGCAUACCUCGAAAUCAAAGCAAAGAUUUUGCUGUGUGCUUAGAAAACCAAUGAACCUGGAUGCAAAGAAUAUUCAGCUUCAGACUUAAGCUUUGGCUCUGGCAUGCCCACCCAGAUAUACCAGAAUUCAGUUUAAGGUCAUUAGCGUGAAUGAGAUACAUUUUUCUCCGAAAAAAUACCAGGAUUUGAUUGCUUUACUUUUUUUUUUUUUACCAGUCAUGGGUAUUGGAUUUUCUCCUGGGGUUAGAGGAGAAGGAGUAUCAGAUUGUGUCACAGGGGUAUAAUAUGGGUCACAGGGGUGAGAAGGCAUACCAGAUUGGGUCAGAGAGAUGAGGAGGGCUAAGAAACGGACUCCCGGGGUAAGGAAGGGUAUCAGAUGGUGUUACAGGGGUGAAAUGUAUACCAGAUAGUAUCACAGGGGAAAGGAGUGGAACCAGAUGGUGUCAAGGGUGUCAGCAGGGAUAACAGAUGGUAUUGCAGAGAUGAGAAGACAUACCAAAGGGUAUCACCAAUUCUAAUAAAAAAAAAAAACCUGGCUCAAUUUGUUUCUAUAAUCCAAAAAUGUGUAUUGGUGAGGCAAGGGAACGAAACUGCCUCCAAAGAAGGCUUGACAGAAAAUGUUUGAGAACCACUGCAUUAAAGUUACUGUAUAUGGACUUAUACUAGUUAUGCAUGUUUUUCUGUAGUGGGUAAAAAAAAAAAAUUCUGAAGUGUGAGUCUGCUAUACAACACUGUGAUGUUCCCUUAUACAGUACAUGACUGUUUUUUAUUACUCUAAGGUUUUCAUUCUGCAGACCAGCAGUACCCAGCAUUUAGAAGCAUCACUUAAUUGUGUGCAAGAUUUAGGUCUUGGGAAUGCAAUGAGAAAUUGCAGGUGCAUUAUUUUAUGCUAAGCCAUGUUUUCUGUAGUUAAAUGAAGUAGUACUCUUGUAUGGUACCUACAUUAAAUACAGUAUAUAGUUACAAAA
Molecule: messenger RNA, 2796 nt
Organism: Rana temporaria (common frog)
Lineage: Eukaryota; Metazoa; Chordata; Amphibia; Anura; Ranidae
Gene: AIG1
Product: androgen induced 1
Exons: 6
Coding region: 190-903 (237 amino acids)
Cellular component (GO): membrane; endomembrane system
Source: RefSeq, a predicted model, not a curated record